AUGGCUGUGUAUAUUGCAGAGGUUUUAUUUGCUCUUGGAUUUCUAGUAUCGAGUCUGCGGGGUCAGUACUUGCCGCUGAAUGGCCAGCAGUACGGCGGGGCAUUGGGGGACGCGUGGGGAGUGCUAGGCGCGGAAGCGGGGUGCGGCUGUGGCUCGCUAUUGUCGGGGGCAGACAGCGCCGCGGGAGCACUGGCCGCAGCUGACGGCGGCGGCUUCGCUGUAGUGAGCUCGUCACCCACGCCGCCCUACGGCGUGUCGGUAUUGUCGGAAAACGAGUACUCCGGUAUUGUGGCAGUAGCGGGCCAGUUGCCGUUCCUCGGCACUACAUACCUGGAGGGCGCGGUGCCGUCUGCUGGGGCCGGCGCCGUUGCUUACGGCUGUGGUUACGGGGACGUCGCCAUCCUCAGCGAGGACUUUGCGGGCGCGGCUGCCAGCCUACGCUACGCCAAUGACCGCAUAGCUCCUAGAACCUUCGGCAAUUCUGGCGUAUGUGGUUGCGAAACUUGGUUGUGAAUUACUAAAAUAC
Messenger RNA from Papilio machaon (common yellow swallowtail), 526 nucleotides. RefSeq names its product chorion class B protein PC10-like. Gene Ontology annotation, molecular function: structural constituent of egg chorion. The record is from RefSeq and is a predicted model, not a curated record. Lineage: Eukaryota; Metazoa; Arthropoda; Insecta; Lepidoptera; Papilionidae. The coding region runs from base 1 to 513 and encodes 170 amino acids. The transcript is spliced from 2 exons. Gene Ontology annotation, biological process: multicellular organism development; chorion-containing eggshell formation. Gene Ontology annotation, cellular component: egg chorion.